Arachis stenosperma is the source of this 1364-nucleotide messenger RNA. RefSeq names its product NADPH-dependent aldo-keto reductase, chloroplastic-like. NCBI's taxonomy places the organism in Eukaryota, Viridiplantae, Streptophyta, Magnoliopsida, Fabales, Fabaceae. Gene Ontology annotation, molecular function: aldose reductase (NADPH) activity. Gene Ontology annotation, cellular component: cytosol. Bases 175 to 1116 code for a protein of 313 amino acids. The record is from RefSeq and is a predicted model, not a curated record. The transcript is spliced from 7 exons.
UUCCAAUUCUAUUCUUGUUCAUACUUCAUUCAUAUCCCUUUCUUUCUCUAUAAAUAAGUUUCUUCCAGCUUCAACAUUUCAUCUAAUACAAGGAAUAAAAGUCCAUCCAUAACUCGUACUCCAUUAUCUUGUAACUGACAUUGUUUUUCUUAUCGAAUUAGGGGGUGGGAAACAAUGGCAAAGGCAAUUAGAUUCUUUGAGUUGAACACUGGGGCCAAGAUUCCUUCUGUUGGAUUGGGUACUUGGCAAGCUGAACCUGGUGUUGUAGGCAAAGCUGUCACCACUGCUAUUCAGGUUGGAUACAGACAUAUUGAUUGUGCUCAAGCCUAUGGCAAUCAAGCAGAGAUUGGUUCAGCUCUCAAGAAGUUGUUUGACGAUGGUGUUGUAAAGCGCGAAGAUUUGUGGAUCACCUCCAAACUCUGGUGUUCAGAUCAUGCCCCAGAAGAUGUGCCGAAAGCAUUCGAUAAAACUUUGCAGGAUUUGCAGCUUGACUACCUUGAUCUCUAUCUGAUCCACUGGCCAGUCCGCUUUAAAAAGGGAUCGGUUGGAUUCAAGCCUGAAAAUCUAGACCAAGCUGACAUACCCAGCACAUGGAGAGCCAUGGAGGCGCUAUACGACUCCAGAAAGGCUAGAGCCAUAGGAGUUAGCAAUUUCUCUUCAAAGAAGCUUCAAGAUUUAAUUGCGGUUGCACGAGUGCCUCCUGCUGUCAACCAAGUUGAGUUGCACCCAGCAUUGCAGCAGCCAAAGUUGCAUGCAUUCUGCGAAUCUAAGGGAAUUCACUUAUCUGGAUACUCACCAUUGGGGUCACCUGGAAAUCUCAAGAGUGACAUCCUUAAGAAUCCUGUUGUCAAUAUGGUUGCGGAAAAAUUGGGGAAGUCACCUGCACAAGUGGCCCUUCGAUGGGGACUACAAAUGGGGCAUAGCGUGUUGCCAAAGAGCACCAAUGAAGAGAGAAUCAAGGCAAAUCUUGAUGUCUUUGACUGGUCUAUUCCUGAAGAACUCAUGGCCAAGUUCCCCGAGAUCAAGCAGGAGAGGUUAAUCAAGGGUACUGCUUUUUUUAAUGAGACCUAUGGCCAGUAUAAGACCAUCGAAGAACUCUGGGAUGGUGAACAGUGAGCAAAAUGUAACUGCAUUGCAACGUUUACAGAGAUACACUCAGAUUGUUUCCGUCAUUGGUCUAUUUAGUAUCCAAAACUACAAGUGGAAUGUGAUUUGAUUAUGUUGGUUUCAGGGUAGUGCUGUUCUUGGUUAAUAAUUCAGCAAGAUACCAAGAAUAAUUUACUGAUGUAUUGCAUAGACCCAUAGUUUUGUAAUGUCCUUUUAUUCCUGUAAUUGAUUAAUACAAUAAGAACUUUAUUUGUUUA